Pyrus x bretschneideri (Chinese white pear) is the source of this 962-nucleotide messenger RNA. Its product is annotated as 10 kDa chaperonin 1, chloroplastic. Bases 199 to 609 code for a protein of 136 amino acids. Gene Ontology annotation, molecular function: metal ion binding; ATP binding; protein folding chaperone. Gene Ontology annotation, cellular component: mitochondrial matrix. Lineage: Eukaryota; Viridiplantae; Streptophyta; Magnoliopsida; Rosales; Rosaceae. The transcript has 8 exons. The record is from RefSeq and is a predicted model, not a curated record.
AGCACACACAACGCAACAACAGAAAACGUCGGGGAGCCGAACCAUCUAGAACUCUGCUGGUUCAGCGACUCUGUCCUUAUCUCACACCACCAGGCACCAGGGUUUAAGAUAUCUCCGCCACUUCUUCCAACCCCAGCAUUUCUUCACUCUCUCUGCAGCUCCUCUAAUAUACCCCUUUACCUUUGUUAGAGCUCUGCCAUGGCUUCUACUUUCGUCACACUACCAACCCCUUUGCUGUACAAACCCAACACUGCUUCUCUGUCCAACAGCCAGAAGCUACUCCCAGGUCUGCGGAGGAACUCUUUGAGAGUCGACGCAAUUGCCACGAAAUGGGAACCCACCAAGGUGGUUCCGCAAGCUGACAGAGUGCUUAUUCGUCUCGAGGAGCUCCCUCAGAAAUCAGCUGGAGGAGUUUUGCUGCCCAAGUCAGCUGUUAAAUUUGAACGCUAUCUUAUGGGAGAAAUUCUUUCUGUUGGUGCUGACGUUGGGGAAGUGAAGGCUGGAAAGAAGGUUCUUUUUUCGGACAUAAAUGCAUAUGAGGUGGAUUUGGGAGUAGAUGGGAGGCAUUGCUUCUGCAAAGAGAGUGAAUUAUUGGCCGUAGUCGAAUAAAGUUUCAGCUCCGAGUAGUCGCUCCAAUGACUGAAAAUUGACAGGAGUGUGCUGAAGGUAAAAAGAGGUGUGUGGAUGGCACCAUCUGUAUUUAACCUCCUUUGUGAAAUGCAAGCUAUGAUAAUCCGAAAAUAAUGAUGCAAAAUUGGACGUAGAGGGCAUCUCGUAAAGAUGGAGGCCGUUUCGUAAGGAUGGCGGGGAAGGAACGAUUUGUGUACAUUGGUUAUUGUUUGUUUAUAAAAGUAAACUCCUGAUUUUUCUCUUGAAUUUUCAUCUAACAUUUAAUUUAUCCCCUAAACUUUUAAAUUGGAAAAUCAAGGACUUAAACUAAUUUUUAUUUAUAUUUUUGCUGA